CUCGUUCAGUAAGCGGGAAUUACUUCUGCAGCCAAUUGCUGCUCGCCGUUUUAGCACGUCAUCUAGGGAAACAUGGCGGCGCACAUUACCAGAGCUGUGACACGACUUGUUCCACAAGGGAACGGUUGGCUCCUGCCCGCAGCCUGGCAGUUGUGUACUGAAGCAUGGCGUCAUCACCAUCACUCUGCAGGCCCCUCACAGCGCUACAUACCCCGCAGGGCAGUUCUCUACUGCCCUGGCAAUGAUGAGCGAAAAUUGAGGAAACUAGCCUCUCUGGAUGUCGACUGUGCUGUCUUGGACUGCGAGGAUGGUGUAGCCCUCAGCAAGAAGGCAGAGGCCAGAGAGACCAUUCCUAGGAUGUUAGCAGAGCUGGACCUGGGCCGCACAGAGAAGUGUGUGAGGGUGAACUCAGUGUCCAGUGGCUUAGCUGAGGCUGACUUGCAGGUCAUCCUGCAGGCUGAGGUUCUCCCUCCAGCCAUCAUGUUGCCCAAAGUGGAAGACACACAGGAAGUGCAGUGGUUUGUUGACAGGUUUCAGCACAACUUGAAAGGACGGCCACUGACAGAACCCAUUCGCCUGGUCACCUUUGUGGAAACCGCUGUGGGCCUGCUCAAUUUUAAGGCAGUAUGUGAGGAAAUUCGUCGAGUUGCUCCCAAGGCUGGUCUCCACCAUGACGGCGUGGUGUUUGGCUCUGAUGACUUCUGUGCCAGCAUAGGUGCCACAAGAACGAGAGAUGCCAGCGAGCUCCUUUACGCGAGGCAGAAGGUGGUUGUGACCACUAAAGCGUUCGGGCUGCAGGCUAUCGACCUGGUCUACAUUGACUACAAAGAUGUGGAGGGGCUGAGGCGACAGGCCAGAGAGGGGGCUCUAAUGGGCUUCACAGGUAAGCAGGUUAUCCACCCAGGGCAGAUCCAGGUUGUACAGGAGGAGUUCUCCCCCAGUCCAGAGAGGGUCCAGUGGGCCAAAGAGCUCAUUGCUGCUUUUGACCAACACCAAAAGGAGGGAAAGGGUGCGUUCACUUUCCGUGGCAGCAUGAUUGACAUGCCCUCGGUGAAGCAGGCACAGAACAUCAUAACACUAUCCGUCGUGGUGCCAGAGGAAUAACGGGACUGGUGGGAAGAAACUGGAGGAAGCGUGAACUGAACCCUGACAGGAAAGGUCAAAGGCGACUGGAAACGUUGCAGGCUUCACGAUGAAAACAGCGCUUUCACUUUCCACUGACAUAAGUUGGAAAUUGUGGUUUAAAUUUAAGGUUUUGAUCAUUUUUGAAAUGUUUUAAUUAAAUUUGUUUGAGUGUCGUAGUAAUCACAGGGAAGAUGUGGUAUUCAAGUGUAGACUCACUUUCUGUUUGAAAUGGACCUUCGGUUGUUCUCAUCUACAUGAAAUUAUGUAGCGAGCAGCAACAGCAGAUAGCUGAAUCUCGAAGUGUCGAGGAUUUGUGCCCUGUGUGGGCACUUUCUUGGCACACUCUGCAGUGUGUGCCCCAUCAUGUCACUCUCCAGUUUGUGCGACCGCGCCUUCCAUCUCUUGUAGGUCAUGAUGAAUGCUCCCCCAUCUUCAUGGUCCAGGCAGCUGGGCAAAAGGGUAAACAAACACAACAAGCCACUGUUGUGGAUCUAUUCAUUAGGCACCAGCCUUCCAGUCAGGCCUCAGCCCCCUGCCCCUGCCCAGGGCCUUACUCACAAAACAUCAAAGUCUUGUUGGCUUAAAAAAAAAAAAAAAAAAAAAAAAACACACACAAAUGGAAGUGCGUAAACUCACAAUUUAGCUUUUUUUGUGUCAGUCUCCUUAGUAAGGACACGCUGCUCACUCUGUGGCAGCUGUGAGCCUUGAUGAGGAAGGCGUGUGGCGUCAAACACACCAUGACCUAUACGAAAAGUAAACACUGCAUACAUACACAUGCUGUGGCAGUGUUCUUUACCUGAUCUCUCAUUAGAGAUAAGACUUCUUCUUCGUCUUCUGCUAUCCAUGGUUUUGAAUGGUCACUCUUAUUAAAAAAAACAAAACAAACAAAAAAAAACUCCUUAACAAGUUCAGUAAAGUCCUUUGUUGCGAUGUCACAAAUAAAGUAGAGUGGGGCUCCUGUGACUUGCAGAGACAGUGAAGUGGGUGUGAUGUUAGAGUGAGACAGAUUAGUGGCCGUGUUGUUCCAGCAGACCAGGACCGAGGCUUUGUCUCUCUGACUGUGGAUGGGAGGAUAAUUGGGGGGGUGUUGAAUGGUUAAUAGUGCCAUUGGUGACCAUGGUAAUGAAAGGCACCACACCUCCCCUAACCCAUCUCAUCCACUCAUCUCUCUCUCUCUCUCUCUCUCUCUCUCUCUCUCGUACUGUAUGAGCUAUUGUGUCUGGGGCAGGACUGUGGUCUGUGCCAGGCCAGGCCAGACAAAAAGAUCGAAGCCGCUCCUGCGCCCAGCCAAAGACCCAAACAGUAAGCUGUCUCUUUGGCAUUUGGCCACAUAUUUCUCUCACCCCUGGCUCACUUUUUCUGUCGGGAAAUCACAUUCAGCUUGUUUGUUUGUUUUCAGCCACUCGAGCUUAGUGGACAAAACUGCUAUUAUGUAUGACUUUCAUUAAAUAAAUCAACAACAUCAUUUGGGUAGAGCCAUCCUGUGCGGAUCUGUAGAUAGAAAAAUAGAAAUGUUGAAGAACUCAUAACUUAAACUUGGUCCACUUGAACGGUGUGAUAUUUAAUGGAGAUGUUUGUGAAAAGCCUGUGCUGAUUGCCUGAGUCAUAACAUGUCUUAUUUUUGUGCUGUGUCAUUAAAACGGACACGGUGGAUUUUAAUUAAACUUUAAAACUUUCAUGUGGACUUUUAAAACUUUGAUUAAUGGUAAGUUUGUUGCAGCUAAGUCCUGUUGCAGUUCAAUCUGAAAUGAAUGCAGAAAAGGUUCCGUAUUGAAAAUUGACGUUGACUCGUGUGAAUAAGUUUAAGGCAAGUCAGAUGUGUCUUUUAAUUGUUAAAACAGUUAAAUACAAAUAAAAUGCUGUUC
Scatophagus argus is the source of this 2990-nucleotide messenger RNA. RefSeq names its product citrate lyase beta like (gene clybl). NCBI's taxonomy places the organism in Eukaryota, Metazoa, Chordata, Actinopteri, Scatophagidae. The coding region runs from base 73 to 1104 and encodes 343 amino acids. Gene Ontology annotation, molecular function: (S)-citramalyl-CoA lyase activity. The transcript has 8 exons. Gene Ontology annotation, biological process: regulation of cobalamin catabolic process. The record is from RefSeq and is a predicted model, not a curated record.